AAUAUUUCAGUUUCAUAUUGUUUUUUUUAUUUUUAAAAUAACAUAGUUAAUUAAAAUAUUACAUAAAUUAAAAUAGUACAUAUAUAGAAUAUAUCAUAAAAAAAUGGAAAAACUUCCUCCAAAACCAAAGAAAAAAAAUGUUACCAGAGAAGAGCUUUUAAACCUGGAUAAAACAGAAUUAGUUGAAAGACUGAUACAAUUGGAGGCACACAAUUUACAAUUAAAGAAUAUAAUAGCUAAAAAUUUGAGUGAUCAAUCUGAAAGUGAGGUAAAUUUGAAGAAAAAGCCUUUUGAUUUCACCAAAUGUCAUUAUCGCCGAAUCCUACUUCACAUACUCUAUUUUGGCUGGAACUAUCAAGGACUAGCUGUACAGGAAGAUUCAAACCAGACAAUAGAACAUCACCUUUUCAAUGCUUUGUCAAAAUCAUGUCUGAUUCAAAGCCGGGAAACAUCACAAUAUCAUAGAUGUGGACGGACUGAUAAAGGUGUCAGUGCAUUUGGACAGGUAAUAUCAAUAACUCUUCGAAGUAAAUAUCCACCUGAGCAGCAGCAUACAGAUAGUUCCAUUUCAAGUGAGAUGCCAUACUGUAAGAUCCUAAACAGAUUGUUACCAAAGGAGAUCAGGGCAGUUAGGUGGAUGCCAAUACCAGAAGAUAAACCUGAGUUUAGUGCUAGAUUUGAUUGUAAAAAAAGGCAAUAUAAAUAUUACUUUCCUCGCUCAUCACUAAACAUUGCCGCCAUGCAGGACGCUUGCAAGCUCCUACUCGGUUCUAACGACUACCGCCAUCUUUGUAAAAUGGAUGUCGGUAAUGGAGUUACGGAGUUUCGGCGGGAAAUCUUUAGAGCUGACAUUACUCCUGUAGCAGAUGAGAGCAAUGAUCCAACAACUAUGUAUUGCCUCAUCAUAGAAGGGAAUGCAUUCCUCUGGCACCAAAUCAGAUGUAUUAUGGGAGUGUUACUUUUGGUAGGACAGGGGAAUGAGACACCUGAAGUCAUAGCAGAAUUGCUGGAUAUAGAAAAAAAUCCCAGGAAACCCCAAUACAAUAUGGCGCUGGAUGUACCGUUAAAUUUAUUUCACUGCACAUAUGAGUUGGAAGAAACAAACAAAUGGGUAUAUGACAAGGAUGAAUUGAGAUGUGUAAUAUCACAUUUACAAACAGAAUGGACGUUGAAUAAUAUUAAAACCACCAUGAUAAAAGAUUCAAUACAGCAAUUAGAAAUAGAAUAUGCUAAACUUUUAAAUGGCUGUAAAAUGGACAGUGACGAAAUCGAUGAAAAUGACAGAGAUAGAGUGAUAUCGUAUACUGAUUGUUUAAUACAGGGUGUCAAAUCUAGAGUAUAUACUCCUCUUUUGAAAAGAGAAACUUGUUCAAGUUUAGAAGAAAUGAUCGAGUUUUAUAAAAAGAAAAGAAAAAUAACGUAAAUAAAGGAAAUCAGAAAUAGAAUGUUGUUUUAAUUAACAAAUUAUGGUCAAUAGGCAAAAUGGGAAUUU
Molecule: messenger RNA, 1492 nt
Organism: Galleria mellonella (greater wax moth)
Lineage: Eukaryota; Metazoa; Arthropoda; Insecta; Lepidoptera; Pyralidae
Product: tRNA pseudouridine(38/39) synthase
Exons: 9
Coding region: 104-1423 (439 amino acids)
Biological process (GO): mRNA pseudouridine synthesis; tRNA pseudouridine synthesis
Cellular component (GO): nucleus; cytoplasm
Molecular function (GO): RNA binding; pseudouridine synthase activity
Source: RefSeq, a predicted model, not a curated record